GACGCCCCGCCCCCGCCCCGCCCCCGCCGCCAUGCGGUCCGCUUGGACUGCGCUCUGGCUGCGUCUAGCCUUGGCCCUGGGCCUGGCCCUCGUUGGCCCCCUUCCUGUGGGGCGGUCCUCGGCCAGGGUGCCCAUCUACGUCAACAGCUGGGCCGUGCGGGUGUCCCAGGGUUACCGGGAGGCUGAGCGCCUGGCGCGCAAAUUCGGCUUCGUGUACUUGGGGCAGAUUUUUCCUGAUGGGCAAUACUUCCACCUGCGGCACCGGGGCGUGGUCCAGCAGUCCCUGAGCCCACACUGGGGCCAUCGCCUGCGCCUGAGAAAGGACCCCAAGGUGCAGUGGUUCGAGCAGCAGACGGCGCUGCGGCGUGUGAAGCGCUCAGCGGCGGUGCCCACGGACCCCUGGUUCUCUAAGCAGUGGUACAUGAACGACAAAGUGCAGCCCGACCUGAAUGUCCUGCGGGUCUGGAGCCAGGGGCUGUCGGGCAGGGGCGUUGUGGUCUCUGUCCUGGACGACGGCAUCGAGAAGGACCACCCGGACCUCCAGGCCAACUACGACCCCCUGGCCAGCUACGACUUCAAUGACUAUGACCCAGACCCCCAGCCGAGAUACACGCCCAGCAAUGAGAACCGGCACGGGACCCGCUGUGCUGGGGAGGUGGCCGCCAUCGCGAACAACGGGUUCUGUGGAGCAGGUGUCGCCUACAAUGCCCGGAUCGGAGGCGUGCGCAUGCUGGACGGCACCGUCACCGACGUCAUCGAGGCCCAGUCGCUGAGCCUGCAGCCGCAGCACAUCCACAUCUACAGUGCCAGCUGGGGCCCCGAGGACGAUGGCCGCACGGUGGACGGCCCCGGCGUCCUCACCCGCGAGGCGUUCCGGCGAGGCGUGACCCAGGGCCGCGGCGGGCUGGGAACGCUCUUCGUCUGGGCGUCGGGCAACGGCGGCCUGCACUAUGACAACUGCAACUGCGACGGCUACACCAACAGCGUGCACACGCUCUCCGUGGGCAGCGCCACCCGCGAGGGCCGCGCGCCCUGGUACAGCGAGGCCUGCGCCUCCACGCUCACCACCACCUACAGCAGCGGCGGGGCCACCGACCCGCAGAUCGUCACCACGGACCUGCACCACCAGUGUACGGACAAGCACACUGGCACCUCGGCGUCGGCUCCGCUGGCUGCGGGCAUGAUUGCCCUGGCUCUGGAGGCCAAUCCCUUCUUGACAUGGAGGGACAUGCAGCACCUGGUGGUCCGUGCGUCCAGGCGGGCACAGCUCCAGGCUGAGGACUGGAAGACCAAUGGUGUAGGGCGCCAAGUGAGCCACCACUAUGGCUAUGGGCUGCUGGAUGCCCGGCUGCUCGUGGACGCGGCUCGCACGUGGCCGCCCACGCGGGCCCAGCGGAAGUGCGUAGUGCAGGUCGUGCGCACCGCCACGCCCGCAGGAGGCGCGCUCGCGGCCCACGCCCCCAGCCCCAUCUCGCCUCUGACGGAAGUGACGAGGAACGUGUCGGCGUGCGCCGGCCAGGCCAACCACAUCCGCUCCCUGGAGCACGUGCAGGUGCAGCUGUCGCUGUCCUACAGCCGCCGCGGGGACCUGGAGAUCUCGCUCACGAGCCCCAUGGGCACGCGCUCCACGCUCGUGGCCGUCAGACCCUUGGACGUCAGCGGCCAAGGCUACAACAACUGGAUCUUCAUGUCCACCCACUUCUGGGACGAGGACCCCCGGGGCCUGUGGACGUUGGGCCUAGAAAACAAGGGCUACUAUUUCAACACGGGUGAGAGGCGGGUGCGGCCCGGGCCACCGCUGCAGGGGGCUCCCGGGGGCUCCCUGAGAGACGCCGCGGCAUCUUUGGAGACCAGCCGAUGCUGGCUGCCGGCGCACGUGUCCCGGACCCCAGCUUGGGGCGGAGGGCAGCGGGGGCGAGGAGCCCGGAAGGGUGGCGCCAGGCUGCCAACAGCCUCCCCGCUGCUUCUCCGUGCCCACCACCACCCCGGCCCAGGGACGCUGUACCGCUAUACGCUGCUUCUGUACGGGACGGCCGAGGACAUGACAGCGCGGCCCCCGGCCCCCCAGGUGACCAGCAGCGCGCGUGUGCAGUGGGACACAGAGGGGCUGUGCCAGGAAUGCCACAGCCCCGCCUGUGUCUUGGGCCACCUCUGCCUCCCCUGCUGCCCGUCGAGGUACCUCAGCCGGCAGACGCUGAGCGCUGGGCCUGGGCACGGCCGCUCCCGCCCUGCGCGUCUACCCGAGCCGGCUCGCCUCCUAGUCCCCUUCCUCAGCGGCUCCCUGCUCAGCUGCGCUGCCUGCCCCCCUCCUACACGCGGAUGAGCGCCGGGGCGCCUGCUCAGGACCUGUCCCCCCAGCAGCCUCCCCCAGCCCGUCGCAGUCGCCCACCCCAGCCGGCCCGUGAUACUGGCCCUCCUGGCCGUGGCCUUCGGGAGCCCCCUACUCCGCAGCACCCUCACUGUAGGCUGCCCACCGCUGUGGGGGGGGGCCAUCCCGCCACCACCCCAGGCCCCGCCACUGGCCCGGGCCUAGAGACAUCUGACUAGGGGGCAGACAUGUGCCUGGAUUGGCACCACCGUCCUGCUGCUUUGCUCCAGACUGGAACCUGGGCUAGGGGUGCGUGGGCCUGACCCCCAGGAGGCCCUGCCGAGUCCCGGCCCCAAAAUUGGCAGGUCCAGGUGAAAGAGAAGUCUAGUUACACAGUUUGGGGUGGGAGUGGGAUGGGGUGGGGUGAGGGGGAGGCUGGGCUGUGACCACCGGCCCUUCCCAGGCCCAGAGGUGGGGGGAGGGGCAAGGGGAACCAGUGACACCAACCAGAGUCUCCGGCACCACGCUUUGCAAAUAAAGGUUGAAUAGGA
Suricata suricatta (meerkat) is the source of this 2859-nucleotide messenger RNA. It is a transcript of the gene PCSK4, whose product is annotated as proprotein convertase subtilisin/kexin type 4. NCBI's taxonomy places the organism in Eukaryota, Metazoa, Chordata, Mammalia, Carnivora, Herpestidae. Gene Ontology annotation, cellular component: trans-Golgi network; Golgi membrane. Gene Ontology annotation, biological process: peptide hormone processing. The record is from RefSeq and is a predicted model, not a curated record. Bases 32 to 2323 code for a protein of 763 amino acids. The transcript has 14 exons. Gene Ontology annotation, molecular function: serine-type endopeptidase activity.